AUGCAGCGCCGACAGCUUCUCUCUUCACCUUUGAAACGCUCCAAUACAACCCCGAAUUUCCGGUCAAAAGCGAGCCAAGUUUUGGAUGAAGAUGAAGACGAUGGGGAAGAGGACGAGGAGACGCUGGAAUUGCGGCUCGCCGAGAUCCAGGCUCGCCUUAAGCUGAAACAACUCCAAAAGUCCCGUGGUCGGUCUGGCACUGCCACAUCCUACACAGAAGACGAUGAAGAUAGCUUUGAGUCGGCUUCGCGCUCUCAACGCAAGAUCAUGGCUCCAAGAAGCCCCCCGCCCAGCCAGCGAAAAGCCCGUAUCGACGAGGUCCAGGUGCCCGUAUCACCCACGAGACGCGCGGCGCCGGCUCCUGAGCCCUGGUCCCCUCGAAGGUAUCAAAUGGGCAUCGAUAAAGGAUGGAAAGCAAGCGAUGUGUCAUUGAAACGGCCGCCAGGCCCAAGAAUGGAGGCAAGGCCUACCAGUCAACUUGGAACGCGCAGCGGUGCAAUGUCUCGCACAAGUGACAUGUUCCCACCACGGCCUCAAACUUCUCCAGGCGGCGGGGGGACUAAUCGAAUCAAGAGCUUUAGUGAGCGGAUGGCCGAGGGCCGAGUAGCUGAACGGGCUGAACAAUCUCGCCUGGAAAAAAAGGAAAGAGUGCAAGCAAGCCGCAGCUCAGCUUUUCAGGUGGAUAAAGCAGAAAUCGAGACUUUCAGGGCUGCAGCUUCGCAUGAAGCCCAGUCAUCACUGCCUUCAUUUACGAGCCGAGAACCAGAAUCAUACGCAUUCAAUCGUGAGGAGAUUCUUCGAUCACUUAGCCGCCCACAACCUGGUGGGCUGAAACGCAGCCACACGACCCCGAAUAUGAGGGAAGACAAUGCCAGAAGAUCCGAGGACGUCGAUUCAGCAGGAAGUGCCCCAGAUGCCUCCAAAUUUGAACCCUACUCAUCGUUGCAUCUGUCGAGCCGAAUUUUGCCCCAUUCAUUCUUAAGCCGCACUUUGGCCGAUAAAACUGUGCUCUGCAUACCCGAUCUUCUAAAAACUAUCAAGGCCCCUGCAUUUGAACUUCCAGAUGAAAUCGACGGGGACUUUGUGGUGUUCGGGAUUGUUGCAUCCAAAUCGGAACCCAGGCAAAAGAAGACAGCUGAUAAUGCCACAUCGAAAUCAGUGGAUCCUAACGAUGAUGGCCUCAACAAUACCAGCAGAUACAUGGUUAUUACUUUGACUGACCUCAAGUGGACGGUUGACCUGUUACUGUUCGAUACUGCAUUCCCUCGCUACUACAAGAUCAACGAAGGAACUCUCGUGGCAAUUUUGAACCCUAAUAUCUUACCUCCUCCAAAGCACAAGCUUGAUACCCAACGAUUUAGCCUGUCCCUUUCGUCGUCAGACGACAAAAUACUGGAGAUUGGAAAAGCGCGGGACAUUGGCUACUGCAAAUCUAUGACAAAAGCUGGCAAAGUUUGCCAGUCGUGGGUAGACGGAAGGAAAACCGAAUUCUGCGACUUUCACGUUGAUCUCCAAGUGCGGCGCACUCAAGGGCAGCGCUCCGGGGUCAACGGCGAUACAGGCAUGUUUGGCCCUGGCGGUCGAUCUGGCUCGCGAACUGGGUUUUACGAGGAACGUCGCAAAGGUAGUAGACUAGUGGAAAAAGAGGAAAGACCUCGAGGGCUCAAACCGGAAGGUGGUCAAUAUGACAGGAUGUCUGGGUCAACAUACUACGUGGCACCGGCUUCAAGGAAUCGCAAUGUCGUUCAUUCCUACGAUCCUAUGGCUGCUAGACGUGGAACAGCAGCUUUACUUGAUGCUAAUGAUGACCCCUUCAUCGCGGCGGGCCUGAUGGGAAGAGGCAGGGAGAGCAAGGAAGAACAGAUGCGCAGACGUCUUGCAACGCAGCAACGCGAGCGCAAUAUCACACAGAAGCUUGUCUCUGGUCAAAUUGGCGGCGUGGGCGCCGAGUAUCUUCGCACGCGCACUGAAACACCGUCCAAGGCCAAGGACGAUACUAAGACGUCUGGCAAAUCCAGUACACCAGUGGCCCUUCCUUCGAGCAGCAAUGACUUCAAUCUGGCUAGUUUCGGCAGGGCAAGAAACGUCAAGUUGGGCCCUAUGAAGCGCGCCCAUGACGGUGAUAAGCCUCAUGGCAGCGGUGUCAAAAAGACACGAUUUAUUACCUCCAAGGGCAUCCGAGAAGCUGGUCGAGACAGUCUUGGUGGACCGGAGGCAAGGACCAUCUCAGAUGGUGAUGACGAUGAACUGGAGUUCGUCUGA
Molecule: messenger RNA, 2262 nt
Organism: Penicillium pulvis
Lineage: Eukaryota; Fungi; Ascomycota; Eurotiomycetes; Eurotiales; Aspergillaceae
Product: Mcm10/DnaG-type zinc finger protein
Exons: 1
Coding region: 1-2262 (753 amino acids)
Biological process (GO): DNA replication; DNA replication initiation
Cellular component (GO): replication fork protection complex; nucleus
Molecular function (GO): single-stranded DNA binding; DNA replication origin binding
Source: RefSeq, a predicted model, not a curated record